AUGGCUCACUACUUCCAACGCAAAGACAUUCUUCCCCUCACCGGCGGUUGCGCUUGUGGUCUUAUCCGCUACCGGCUGACUCUUCACCCCCUUAUAGUUCAUUGUUGUUACUGUACUAGCUGCCAGCGUCAGACAGGCUCUAUUUGCGCCCUCAAUGCUGUCAUAGAGUCCGCCGCCUUGACUCUCCUCCCCUCAGCACCCCCCACUAUCGUUGGUUCUUCGUCCUACCUGGACCCUAUCCCCGCUGCUAUUCAUCCCGCCUUCGCACGGCUUACAUCCGCCGAUUCAACUGCACGUGAGCCUCGCCCCGAAGCCGAACCCGUGUCUGUGUGUCUUCCUACAGCAUCUGGCGUGGGACAGACCCUUGUUGGGUGUCCUGUGUGCCACACCGGUCUGUGGAAUUACUACGCAGAUGCUGGGCCUCAUCUGUCGUAUGUUCGUGUUGGGACCUUGGACAGGCCCUGGGAUAUUCAGCCGGACGUUCACAUUUACACGCAGGGUCGUCAGAGUUGGGUAACUGUCAACGAUGGGAAGCCAUCGUUCGAGGGCUAUUAUACCAGGCGUGAGGACUACCUGAGGGAUGAUGCCCUCAAGAGGUAUGAGGCACUCAAGCCGCAGGUUGCUGAGAUGAAAGCAGAGCUAAUGGCCGGCUGGGAGUGA
Fusarium musae is the source of this 660-nucleotide messenger RNA. RefSeq lists its product as uncharacterized. Gene Ontology annotation, molecular function: carbon-sulfur lyase activity. The coding region runs from base 1 to 660 and encodes 219 amino acids. NCBI's taxonomy places the organism in Eukaryota, Fungi, Ascomycota, Sordariomycetes, Hypocreales, Nectriaceae. The transcript has a single exon. The record is from RefSeq and is a predicted model, not a curated record.